AUGCGACUCCAAUUGCUUCAGGUCGCCCUGUUAUUUACGGCCGCCUAUGGCCAGAUCAGUUCUCAGUUCACAACAUAUGAUCUGAGUUUCGACGCUGCAGCUCCCGUGAGUCUGCUUUGCGGCUUAGAAUGCGAGCCGACUUCAACUUAUAAUUUUUAUCUCUGUGCCGGUGACGAGACAACAGGUUCAUAUGACACUCUAUCGCAAGUCAUCAGCAAUGGUUCCUAUGCUCCUGGUGACAUGGUGUCAUUUGAAGUCGACCAAAAUAUCGGUGGAAAUGAACCCAAUGCAUACUUCCUCAAGAUAGUUCUAACAGGCCCUCAUGAUUAUUGGUCCGCGUUCACCUCCCAUUUCACCUUGACCAACAUGAAAGGUACUUUCUCGACCAAAGUAACAGAUGCGAUCAAAACAAUGCAGCCGAUUCCUGCCAUCGCUAUUCCCUGGCCUACGGUCGAAGACAAUGAUCACCUCAUCGAGGCCGCAGAACUCGCUUCAACUUUAAACAUCUCGAGUCUCACUAAGAGUUCCUCAACCGGAACGGCCUUGCAGUUCCCAACCCCAACCGUCAAAGGCGAAGCCGAGCACAAUGAACUGCGCAAACGACAGGUGGCUGCUUUCGGCGGCGUUGGCGUUUAUGCCGUUCCUGCUGUUACUGCAGUUGACCAGCAUACUGUCCCAUAUGGUGAGCAGACUGGCUCAAUCAAAUACGCCCCAAUGCCCAAGAGCGCCGGGACUACUGUCGCAACAAGAUCGGCCACUCCUCAAUAUCCGCCUUUCCCGUUCUCCAUUGCGACUAGCUACCUAGGUGCGCCAACCGUCCAGUACACGGACACAGCUUUCGCGACAUGGACGGCAAACACCAUCGAGAACACGGCUGCGCCCGCUCCUGCGCCCACAUUAGACAAAAGAAUGCAGAAAUGGUUGGACCGUUGGAAUGAUUGA
Messenger RNA from Penicillium samsonianum, 942 nucleotides. Its product is annotated as putative beta-1,6-glucan biosynthesis protein (Knh1). Gene Ontology annotation, biological process: cell wall biogenesis; (1->6)-beta-D-glucan biosynthetic process; fungal-type cell wall organization. Gene Ontology annotation, cellular component: extracellular region. The transcript has 4 exons. The record is from RefSeq and is a predicted model, not a curated record. Bases 1 to 942 code for a protein of 313 amino acids. Lineage: Eukaryota; Fungi; Ascomycota; Eurotiomycetes; Eurotiales; Aspergillaceae.